Molecule: messenger RNA, 1884 nt
Organism: Oppia nitens
Lineage: Eukaryota; Metazoa; Arthropoda; Arachnida; Sarcoptiformes; Oppiidae
Gene: Vps45
Product: vacuolar protein sorting-associated protein 45-like
Exons: 6
Coding region: 108-1871 (587 amino acids)
Biological process (GO): vesicle-mediated transport; intracellular protein transport
Cellular component (GO): Golgi membrane
Source: RefSeq, a predicted model, not a curated record
GUCUUCAGCAAUGUUUGUGUUGACGUUAUUGUGUUUUCGAUGCAUAACUCAGUCAUCACUUCUGUCAUCGAUUUAAUGGUAAAUAGAUUUGAAAGAUAUUAUCAUUGAUGACAAUGGAUGUGAUCGCAGCGGUUAAGCUUUACUUGAAUCGUAUGGUUGAAGAAUGUGGUAUUGGACUCAAAGUACUUCUUAUGGAUAGACAAACAAUAUCAAUCGUAAGUUUAGUAUAUUUACAAUCAGAAAUGUUACAAAAAGAGGUUUACUUGUUUGAGACAUUGGAUAACUUAAGCCGAUUGUCGGAACCGAUGAAGUACUUGAAGUGCAUUACAUUUGUGAGACCAACACAAGUGAAUAUUGAUUUGUUGCGACAAGAGCUAAGUCGACCACAUUUCGGUCAAUACCACAUAUUUUUCUCCAACAUUAUCAGCAAAACAGAUAUCAAGUGUUUAGCCGAAGCCGAUGAGUGCGAAGUAGUAAAAGAUGUCAACGAAUAUUAUUGCGAUUUCUUGGCUAUUAGUCCUCACUUGUUCUCCAUUAAUAUUAACAAUACAUAUCACGGAUGGAAGAGUUGGAACCAAACAGCUCUUCAGCGCAGUUCUGAAGCCAUUAUCAGUGUUUUGUUAGCAUUGAAGAGAAAUCCAACGAUAAGAUACCAAUCAAACAGUGAAUUAUGUAAACGAUUGGCCGAAAGUAUACGACAAACCAUUGCAAGAGAGGGACUAUUGUUUGACUUUAGAAAGAGUUCAUUAAAUCAUUCCAAUACUUAUGAACCGACAGUUCCACCAGUUUUACUGAUUUUGGAUCGAAAAUUGGAUCCAAUCACUCCAUGUCUUAAUCAAUGGACAUAUGAGGCACAGUUACAUGAAUUGCUGAACAUUAACAACAAUCGCAUCAAUCUUUCCAAUGUUCCCGGAGUUAAAGAUAUCAAAGAAGUGGUUUUAUCUCAAGAACACGACGACUUCUACCAAAAAAAUAUGUAUCUAAAUUAUGGUGAAAUUUGUGCUAAUAUUAAGCAAUUGAUGGAUGAAUUUCAAAUUAAAACGAAAAGCCAGAAAAAAGUUGAGUCAAUAGCAGACAUGAAGUCUUUCAUUGAGACGUAUCCACAGUUUAAGAAGAUGUCUGGAACUGUUACAAAACAUGUGACUCUAAUCGAUGAACUCUUUAGAUUGGUUUCACUUCAUAAUAUUUUUGAAGUAUCAGAAGCUGAACAAGAGUUGGUUUGUCAAUCUGAUCGAUCGGAAUCUUUAAAAAAAGUCAAAAGAUUAAUAUCCAGUGAGAAAAUCCGUGAUUUGGAUGCUAUGAGACUUGCGAUGUUGUUUGCCAUACGAUUUGAGAAGAAUAGUGAAGAUAUUCAAGAAAUUACUCAUUUGCUUAAAAGGAAAGGGAUUAGUGAUAAGCAAAUAAAAUUGGUGUCUCACAUAUUAAACUUUAUCGGAACUAAACGUCAGACAACUAUUAGUGCCACAGAACUGUUGAGUACAGAACACGUCAAGUCUUUUACCAAAAAGAUGAUAAAAGGUUUAAAAGGUGUGGAAAACAUAUAUACACAGCACUCGCCGGUACUCAAAGAGAUUCUCGAAGAUCUGAUAAAAGGAAAACUUAAAGAAGUUUUAUAUCCAUAUUUGGGAACAAUUCAAUUACGAGAUAAACCUCAAGAGAUUAUCGUUUUUAUGAUCGGCGGCACUACUUAUGAGGAAUCGUGUGUUGUUAAUGAACUCAACCGAACAUUUAGUGGAGUAAAAAUACUUUUGGGUGGAACUACUGUUCAUAAUUUUAAAUCAUUUAUGGAUGAACUGAAUAAUACGGCUCAAGAUAUUGGAUCGACCACUUCGGGUACAAUAAGUUUCACUGAUAGACAUCGCAUCUUAUGAUUGUUUAUUUGCA